UGCGCUGAUAACGAAGAUAUACGAGGAUUCUUUACUGCAUUUUGCGCUAAUCAUGUGACAUCUAACGGCGGAAUUUAUUCUUCUUGCACAUACGGUCCUGGUCUGCUUCCAUUUGCUAUCCACAACCAAGAGCACAUUACGUUUAAAUUUAUUAAAAACAGUAUUUUGUAAGAAGUAUCAUAAAUAUGGCGCACACCGUAAAACUAGUUGCGACGAGCUGUAAUUUGUUGAAAAAUACUUGCAAUCCCGUAUCGAUGGUUGUGAGAUUGUCUAGUUCAUGGUGGUCUCAUGUGGAAAUGGGACCACCAGAUGCUAUUCUAGGAAUUACAGAGGCAUUUAAGAAAGAUCAGAAUUCAAAAAAGAUCAAUUUAGGUGCAGGUGCUUACAGAGAUGAUAAUGGUAAACCAUAUGUUCUUCCCAGUGUUCGUAAGGCAGAAGAGAAGAUUCAUAUCAAAGAAAUGGAUAAGGAAUAUUCUGCAAUCUCUGGCAAUUCUGAGUUUUGCCAGCACAGUAUUAAUCUGGCUCUUGGAGAUGGAAAUGAAGUUGUUGCAAGUGGACUGAAUGCAACAGUUCAAGGAAUCUCUGGAACUGGUUCCCUGUUUGUGGGCGCACAAUUUCUAUCGCGUUAUUUUCCUGGAAACAAGGAAAUUUAUUUACCUACUCCAUCAUGGGGAAAUCAUAGCCCUCUAUUCAGACUUGCUGGACUUACGGUCAAAUCUUAUCGUUAUUACGAUCCUAACACUUGCGGCUUGGAUUUCAAGGGAGUAGUAGAAGACAUAUCUAAUAUUCCUGAGAGAUCUAUUAUUCUCUUGCAUGCAUGUGCUCACAAUCCAACUGGUGUUGAUCCCAAACCAGAACAAUGGGCAGAGUUAUCUACUUUGAUCAAAAAAAAGAAUCUAUUUCCAUUCUUUGAUAUGGCCUAUCAAGGUUUUGCCUCAGGGGAUCUUACGAGAGAUGCUUCUGCAGUUAGAUUAUUUACUAAGGAAGGUCAUAGGAUCGCCUUAGCUCAAUCCUAUGCCAAAAAUAUGGGCUUGUACGGUGAACGUGUUGGAGCAUUCUCAUUGAUAACAUCUAGUAAAGAAGAGGCUGCUCGGACUCUAUCGCAAAUAAAAAUUCUGAUCAGGCCGAUGUACUCUAAUCCGCCGAUCAAUGGAGCUCGCAUAGUCACCGAGAUUCUUGGCAAUCCAGAGCUGCGAAAGGAAUGGCUGCAUGAUGUGAAAGGCAUGGCUGAUCGUAUUAUCUCAGUUCGUACAAAGUUGCGGGAUAAUUUGAAAAAGAAUGGCAGCACUCGUAACUGGUCCCACAUUACCGAUCAGAUUGGAAUGUUCUGUUACACUGGAUUAAAGCCAAAUGAGGUGGAAAAACUAACGAAAGAUUUCAGCAUUUAUUUGACUAAGGACGGCCGAAUCUCCAUCGCCGGUGUAACAUCGAAGAAUGUGGAGUAUCUGGCACACGCAAUGCAUGAAGUUACAAAGUAAAGAAAACAAUGGAUCUAGAACAGAAAGUUACGAAGUAA
Pseudomyrmex gracilis is the source of this 1516-nucleotide messenger RNA. It is a transcript of the gene Got2, whose product is annotated as aspartate aminotransferase, mitochondrial. The transcript is spliced from 8 exons. Gene Ontology annotation, biological process: L-aspartate catabolic process; biosynthetic process. Lineage: Eukaryota; Metazoa; Arthropoda; Insecta; Hymenoptera; Formicidae. Gene Ontology annotation, cellular component: mitochondrion. The coding region runs from base 186 to 1478 and encodes 430 amino acids. The record is from RefSeq and is a predicted model, not a curated record. Gene Ontology annotation, molecular function: L-aspartate:2-oxoglutarate transaminase activity; pyridoxal phosphate binding.